This is a messenger RNA of Glycine soja, 1264 nucleotides long. RefSeq names its product chloride conductance regulatory protein ICln-like. Lineage: Eukaryota; Viridiplantae; Streptophyta; Magnoliopsida; Fabales; Fabaceae. Gene Ontology annotation, cellular component: spliceosomal complex; pICln-Sm protein complex; plasma membrane. The record is from RefSeq and is a predicted model, not a curated record. Bases 262 to 927 code for a protein of 221 amino acids. Gene Ontology annotation, biological process: chloride transport; mRNA cis splicing, via spliceosome; spliceosomal snRNP assembly. The transcript has 8 exons.
UUAGGGGGUGACCGGGGGAGGAGUGGAUUUUCUCGGAGCCCGAAGACGAGCCUGACCCAAACCAAACGAAAACAGAACCCCUUUAAAAUUAAACCCUAGCCUCGCAAUUUCGAAAAUUUUCACUCACUCCUCUUAUUCUCAGCAAUAUGAACCUUGCUAUGGUGUUUGAAUUUUUAAACUAAUUGGUCUGGUUCACUUCAUGUUAACAAUAUGUGGUCCUCUUCUGCGUAUUUGUGAGCAGAACAGAAAAGAGAAGAAGAAAUGGUGUCAGGCGUGAGAGAGAUAAGCUGUAGCGGAGAGCCAGUCCUUGACAGUGAUAGCGGGGAGGAGUUGAUGCAGGUACAAGCCGGCAUAGACAUUGUCCUCGGCGAUCUUCCUCGUCAGUCCCCCGGCACGCUCUAUAUCACUAACAAGCAAGUAAUAUGGUUGAGUGAUUUAGACAAGACUAAAGGAUAUGCCGUUGAUUUUUUGUCUAUCUCUCUCCAUGCAGUCUCUAGAGACCCUGAAGCCUAUCCUCUUCCUUGUUUAUAUACCCAGAUUGAUACAGGAGAAGCUGAUGAUGACCACACUGAUUCUGAAUCCAUUCAUAUCCCACAAGAUUUGUCCAACAUCGCAGAGAUGAGGCUCAUUCCCUCUGAUCCUACACAAUUGGAUUCUCUCUUUGCAAUAUUCUGCCAGUGUGCAGAGCUUAAUCCAGAACCAAAUGAUGGGGAAGGAGAAGAACAUGGUUGGUUUUUUAGUGCUGAUCAGAUGGGAGAUGAAGAAGCAGAGGAAGAAGGUUAUAUCUCUCACCAUCCAGCCAACUCUAUUGGUCACUCAAAUGGAAAUCAUGACCUAGCUCGUACAAUACUUGAGCUUCAAAUCAAUGAUCAAAGAUUUGAGGAUGCAGAAGAGAUGGAGGAUAAUGGAGAUGGCACCAAUCGUUGAGUGUCUGUGUUUUCUCCAAAAUAGCAUUUUCUAGUCUGUACCAAAAGUCAUCGACUGAUUGUUGUGUAGUUUGGUUCUAUAUAAUGUAAUCCUAUUAUGAAACAUCUGACCAGAGGCUUAGAGUUUUUUUAUCUUGGACCUUCGUUUUUGUUUUUUUUUUUCCUGCAAUAGAAAGCAGCUGGAUACUGAGUUUAAAGCUGUAUUAUGUAGAACAGGAGAAGAAAUUUGAAAAUUGUUUGGAUAGUUUAUUGAGAAAGAAUUUGCAAAUAAUUUUAGUGUAUUUGGUUCUCCAUCGUGAGCAUUCCAACGCAGGCAAAUGCAGAACCGUAUCUCUUGA